UCGACCCUUGAUAUCUCUCUAAAACCCUGGGAAAGCAUCACCAAAACCCUGUUUCUGAGUUUCCCAUCAUUUCAGUCCCGCACUCUCUUUCAACCUCCAGUUGCUAAUUUGCUACCGAUGGGUUCAGGCUUCGUUUUUGACGUACCAAGCGACGAAGAACCCAACGACGUCAACGAAAAUGAAACCGAAUCUGCUUGGGACUUCGCCGACUACUCUGAAGCCGUAACGGAAGAACACGUCCUCCGCGGCACUACCUCCGUCGACCACAAAAUCCAGAAGCUUCGCCAACAACGCUCUGUCUCCCUCCCUAACCCUACCGAAUCCGACUCCGAUUCCGAAUCCAAUAAACAAGUGGAUUACAAGCCUGAAGAAGGAGAUGAUGACGAAACCGAUGUUGUGGAAAGUAAUAAGCCUUUCUUUGCAGCUGCUGAAGGUGUUUCCUAUCAGGCUAAAUCGUUCUUGGAGCUUAAUCUUUCGAGGCCGUUGCUUCGAGCUUGCGAAACGUUAGGAUACUCUAAGCCUACACCAAUUCAGGCGGCUUGUAUACCAUUGGCGAUGGCUGGGCGUGAUAUAUGUGCGAGUGCAAUUACUGGUUCUGGGAAGACCGCAGCUUUCACCUUGCCGACUCUGGAGAGGUUGCUAUACCGUCCAAAGCGUGUACCAGCUAUUAGGGUUCUUAUACUUACUCCAACCAGGGAGCUAGCUGUCCAGGUUCACAGUAUGAUAGAAAAACUUGCUCAAUUUACAGAUAUAAGAUGCUGUCUGAUUGUUGGUGGGCUAUCAACUAAGGUGCAAGAGGCUGCGCUAAGGUCAAUGCCAGAUGUUGUUGUGGCCACCCCAGGGCGUAUGAUUGACCAUUUACGUAACUCAAUGUCUGUAGAUCUAGACGAUCUUGCUGUUUUGAUUCUUGAUGAGGCUGAUAGACUUUUGGAGCUUGGAUUUAAUGCUGAGAUCCAGGAACUUGUUCGUAUGUGUUCCAAACGGAGGCAGACAAUGUUGUUUUCUGCCACAAUGACUGAAGAAGUUGCUGAGCUUGUUAAACUAUCUUUAAAAAAACCACUGCGUCUGUCAGCUGAUCCAUCAGCUCAACGACCAGCAUCUUUGACUGAAGAGGUUGUGAGAAUAAGAAGAAUGCGUGAAGCGCAUUAUGAGGCAGUUCUUCUUGCAUUAUGCUCAAAAGCAUUCACAUCCAGAGUUAUCAUUUUUAGUGGAACCAAGCUGGCUGCUCAUAGGUUGAAGAUAUUAUUUGGAUUAGCAGGCCUAAAAGCAGCAGAGAUUCAUAGUCAUCUUACACAAGCGCAGCGUCUUGAUGCUCUUGAACUUUUCAGAAAACAGGAAGUAGACUUCUUGAUUGCAACUGAUGUUGCUGCUCGUGGGCUUGACAUAGCUGGGAUUAGGACAGUCAUUAAUUAUGCGUGUCCCCGUGAUCUUACAACCUAUGUGCAUCGAGUAGGUCGUACAGCAAGAGCUGGUCGGGAAGGAUAUGCCGUCACAUUUGUCACUGAUAAUGAUCGCUCUCUGCUAAGAGCUAUUGCAAAAAAGGCUGGUUCUAAGUUGAAAAGCAGAAUUGUUGCUGAAGAGUCAAUAAAUAAGUGGGCGCAAACGAUUGAGCAGAUGGAAGAUCAGGUUGCUACUGUUCUUCGAGAAGAGAAAGAAGAAAUGGCUUUGAGAAAAGCAGAGAUGGAAGCAGCAAAGGCAGAAAAUAUGAUUGAGCACAGGGACGAAAUAUUUUCCCGACCUAAAAGGACGUGGUUUAUAACCGAGAAGGAAAAGAACUUAAUUGCAAAGGAGAUGAAGGAAUCCACUGAAAUGGGGAAAAAUUCUGCUAAUGUCGUGGUGAGUGCCCAACAAGCGGAAGAUUUGAAAUUGAAGGAAAAGAGGAAACGAGAGCGUGAGAAAAACUUGCCCAGAAAGAAACGCAGAAAGCUGGAAGCAGAGAGAGAGAUGUUGGAAGAAGAAAACGAGUCUGAUGAUUCAGAAGGGGAGAAUAAAAAGGGUAAGAAAGAUAGAAGUGGAAUACCACUUGUUGAUGUGGCCUAUCGCAGAGCUAAAGCAGUCAAGGCUGGUUUAAAGGCCCAAGAUGCUGGCAAAAGACCCAAAAAGGCGGGGAAGAAAGCAGCACAACCUCAGUCAAGAACAGGAGAGAUGCAGGAGCUGUUCCAGAGCGACAUGAGUGAAAAACGGGGGAAAAAGAACCUUCAGCAAUUUGGAAAGAAGUCGAAGAAUUCAUUUAAGAGCAAAUCAAGGUAUAAGCGGAGGUAGGCAUUUUAUCCAAUUCAAGACUGCUGACAAUGUCUAGGGGGCAGGCAAGAAAUGCAUUUGCGCAAUGGGCAAUUGAUUUUCACUUACCUUGGAACUUCACUUGUUUAAAGUGCAAACUCAGUGCAAUUUUAUUGGACUAUCUUCAGUGGAAAUAUAUAGUUGGAAUUGUGCUGCAUCUCAGCAGGACGGCUAACAGUGGGCAUGCUGGAGAUUGAACUUAACAUGGCUUAUCCGACUAUCUAUGUUGGGCACUGAGGAUUAUAUAUGCAAUGCGGUGGUCAUGUAAAGCUUGAUAAUAGCUCUAGUGUGCAACUUUUCUCUUAUUUGUUUGAUAUAAUAUCCUUUUUGGUGAACGAUGAUUGAUGUAAUAUUUUGAAGAUUCCACAAGGUUGCAUUUGUAAUAUUUGCUACUUGUAUUUCAUAGGUCUGGAUUAUCCUGCAUGCUGGACAACUUCUCACCACCUGCAUAAAUUUACUGGACACCUGCAUAAAGAACUCUUUAAUAUU
This is a messenger RNA of Spinacia oleracea (spinach), 2769 nucleotides long. RefSeq names its product DEAD-box ATP-dependent RNA helicase 28. Gene Ontology annotation, molecular function: RNA helicase activity; nucleic acid binding; ATP binding. NCBI's taxonomy places the organism in Eukaryota, Viridiplantae, Streptophyta, Magnoliopsida, Caryophyllales, Amaranthaceae. Bases 118 to 2262 code for a protein of 714 amino acids. Gene Ontology annotation, cellular component: cytosol. The record is from RefSeq and is a predicted model, not a curated record. The transcript is spliced from 11 exons.